AUGGGAUUCGGCAAUAUGGGCAUGGGAAGCGGAGGGCUGGGACCUGCCGACUUAUGGCGGGGUGUUGGAGUAGACUUUAACGGGGAUGUGGUGUCGCUGGAGCUGCCAGAAAGCGGUGUGAGCGGCCCGCUUCCGUUGGAGCUGUCGCAGCUGACGUCGCUCACCACUCUUGAUCUCGGAGGGAAUAAUUUAAACGGGUCGGUGCCAGCUGGAGUGUUCGCUAGCCUCCCACUGCUUACCGAGAUUCUUCUUAACGGAAACAGCUUGGAGGGGAACUUUCCCUGGAACGAUAUUUUAACUCAGGCCAAUUCCCCGUUGAUGCUUUUGCGGCUGGACGGAAACAGCUUUGUGGGGGAUAUUCCCGACAACGCUUUCGAAAACGCCACGCAAUUACACUCUCUUACGCUUUCUGAUAACAAGUUCACCGGCCCGAUCCCGUCAAGUCUGGGCAGCGCUUCGGAAAUUUCGGUCAUCGAUCUCUCCAAGAAUUGGUUCACGGGAUCCGUUCCUCCGAGCCUGGCAGAUAAACUCGCGCUCGAGGUGCUCGCGCUUAGCCACAACCGGCUUUCGGGGGAGAUUCCGGAAUUUAUUGGCAAGUUGCCCGCUAUUGUAAACCUCGACUUGAGCCACAACUGGUUCAUCGGUCACGUACCAGCGUCGUUCUCUUCGUUCGGGCAGUCGCUGAGGGGUUUGCAGCUGUCGUAUAACGCGUUGACAGGGCCUUUGCCGCGGUUCACUGGGCUCGGCAAGGAGUGCGAAAACCCCGAGGUGGACAGCGUUUCGUGUUACCGCUUCGAGGUUUUUAUCGAUUUGAGCGCGAACUACUUCGAAGGGCGAGCGGAUAUGGUCAUGCAGAUGCCAGGUUCGGAAAGCGGUGGACCAGCGGAAGGAGGAAACGUGUGCGAACUUCUGCGGGACAGGCAGCAAAGAGGGGCAGUGCGGAGGCGCAGGUGUUUGCAUCUACGACCCAGCCACCGUGGGACCGCAUGCAGUGAUCACGUGUUCGUGUAA
Messenger RNA from Closterium sp. Yama58-4, 1011 nucleotides. The record is from the annotation of a GenBank genome assembly. Lineage: Eukaryota; Viridiplantae; Streptophyta; Zygnematophyceae; Desmidiales; Closteriaceae.